This is a messenger RNA of Suncus etruscus (white-toothed pygmy shrew), 1599 nucleotides long. RefSeq names its product zinc finger protein OZF-like. The coding region runs from base 1 to 1599 and encodes 532 amino acids. Lineage: Eukaryota; Metazoa; Chordata; Mammalia; Eulipotyphla; Soricidae. Gene Ontology annotation, molecular function: RNA polymerase II cis-regulatory region sequence-specific DNA binding; DNA-binding transcription factor activity, RNA polymerase II-specific. The transcript is spliced from 7 exons. The record is from RefSeq and is a predicted model, not a curated record. Gene Ontology annotation, biological process: regulation of transcription by RNA polymerase II.
AUGGAUCUGCACCAUCGGAAGUCCAGUUCCCAGGACAUGGUGACCUUCCCCGAUGUGGCUGUGAUCUUCUCCCCAGCGGAGUGGCUGUGCCUGGACGCCUCUCAUCGGAAACUCUACAGAGAUGUGAUGCUGGAGAUCUACCAGCACCUGCGGGACAUAGGACAGUGCAGCGUGAAGCCUGUGCUGAUCUCCUGGUUGGAAGAAAGAGUCCUUGGCAAGCUGCAGAGAGGUGUGCUUGAAGUAUGCAGAGCACCAGUUCAGAAUUCCUCCAUUCUACAAUUUCCUUUUAGAAUGAGAUCUCCAAACAGGAGUGAGUUGGAAUCCUCUGAUGGUAAGCAAGGUAGAUUCAAUCUGAGACAACUGUCACACCAGAAUGAUCCAAAGGAAGUUUGGACAGGAAGCAAAUGUCAUCUAUGUCCUGAGAAUGGCAAGUCCUUCACGUACCCUUCGUCCCACACUGAACAAAUGAAAAUUCAUAUAGGAGAGAAUUCUUAUAUGUGUCAGGUGUGUGGAAAGUACUUCACUCAAUCUUCAAAGCUUAUUAGACACAUGAAAAUUCAUACAGGAGAGAAGCCUUAUUCAUGUCAGGAGUGUGGAAAGGCAUUUGCUCUAUUCUCAAAUCUUAACAAACACAUGAAAAUUCAUACAGGAGAGAAGCCUUAUUCAUGUCAAGAGUGUGGAAAAGCAUUUGCUCAAUCCUCAGACCUUAAGACACACAUGAAAGUUCAUACAGGAGAGAAGCCUUAUUCAUGUCAGGAGUGUGGAAAGGCAUUUGCUCAAUCCUCAAGCCUUUCUGAACACAUGAAAAUUCAUACAGGAGAGAAGCCUUAUUCAUGUCAGGAGUGUGGAAAGGCAUUUGCAAAAUCCUCAAAUCUGAACGUACAUAUGAAAAUUCAUACAGGAGAGAAGCCUUAUUCAUGUCAGGAGUGUGGAAAGGCAUUUGGUGAAUCCUCAAGCCUUAACAAACACAUGAAAAUUCAUACAGGAGAGAAGCCUUAUUCAUGUCAGGAGUGUGGAAAGGCUUUUGGUGAAUCCUCAAGCCUUAACAGGCACAUGAAAAUUCAUACAGGAGAGAAGCCUUAUUCAUGUCAGGAGUGUGGAAAGGCAUUUGCUCGAUCCUCAAGCCUUUCUGAUCACAUGAAAAUUCAUACAGGAGAGAAGCCUUAUUCAUGUCAGGAGUGUGGAAAGGCAUUUGCUCGAUCCUCAACCCUUAACAAACACAUGAAAAUUCAUACAGGAGAGAAGCCUUAUUCAUGUCAGGAGUGUGGAAAGGCAUUUGCUCGAUCCUCAAACCUUUCUGAUCACAUGAAAAUUCAUACAGGAACAAAGGAAAGGAAACCAAACGGCCCAUCCGUCUCCAGGGUCGCCAUCCCCGGAAAUCCCCGACCCUCCCGGGUCCCCCGACACUCACCUGGCCGAGACCGGGGCCUCCACUUAAGGGCGCUCAGUGCAGCCGCUCAAUGGCCAGAGAGGAAGAUCAUUCCUACAAACCUCCCCUGCGCCCACGGGGACCCCGUGACCCGCUCUUGGGUCCCAGGGAAGCAGCUGAAGGGACCAAAGCUGGAAAGGGAUGCUCAAAAGAUGCUGAGAGUUCAAUGA